AUGUACAUCACCGCGGCUAUCGCAUCGGCACCGUUUCCGCUCAAGGACCACAUCAACGCCGCGUACCUCAAGCGAUGCGAGGUCAUCCAUCCGGGGCACGAAGCGGAUGGGACACUCAUCCUUCUUGGCGACUCGCACGCUGACAUGUCCCGGUUCAUGAAGCUCUUUAACCGAUGGGCCCGCGCGAUGCUGCCGUGCCGGCCCGAGUUUGCCGCCAACAUGCAAAUGCUGGUGACUGUUAAACUGCAAGCCGUCCUCCUCGCCGUGCACUGGGUCUAG
Messenger RNA from Saprolegnia parasitica CBS 223.65, 279 nucleotides. RefSeq lists its product as hypothetical. The coding region runs from base 1 to 279 and encodes 92 amino acids. The record is from RefSeq and is a predicted model, not a curated record. NCBI's taxonomy places the organism in Eukaryota, Oomycota, Saprolegniomycetes, Saprolegniales, Saprolegniaceae. The transcript is spliced from 2 exons.